CUUUACCCUCAAUCAGAUCCACUCAACCGUGACUGACUUCCUUCUUAACACACUCAGCGGGUCGCUAUCUAGUUUACUCUCUUGCAUUCUCAAUAAUCUCUAUUGAUCACCUCCGGCAGCGUCCAGAGCGGCCCAUCUACUAUAUACUUACCCCUCAUAUCCCACCAAAACCACCACAAAAUGUCCUCCCUCGUCGAAGUCACAUCCGAAGCCGACUUCGCCUCCGGCCUAGCCAACCUUCCCCCCUCUUCCCUUCUCGUUCUCUACUUCCACGCUCCUUGGGCCGCCCCCUGCACUCAAAUGCGAGCCGUGCUCUCCGCCCUCGCCUCCCAAUACCCAGUGACCACCCCCCCAGCCAUCUCCUUCGUCAGCGUCAACGCCGAAGAACUCCCCGACAUCUCCGAAGCCUACAACGUCACCGCCGUCCCCUUCGUCGUCCUCAUCCGCGACAACCAGACCCUCGAAUCCAUCAGCGGCUCUGAAGCCAUCCGCGUCCGCGACGCCGUCGAGCGCCACGCCGGCGCUGCCGCACCAACCGCCUCCUCCACAACCGACCACCCCUCCAAGCCCACCAUCCCGCCUGUCCUCUCGACCGUGCCUCGUGAAAGCGGCCCCGCGACGGCCACCCAGGCCCCCGUGAAUGGCGCCACCGUGACGGCUGAGGAGAGCCGCGAGGCGCUGUUCUCCCGUCUGGCGGAGCUCGUCAAGGCUGCGCCUGUCAUGCUCUUCAUGAAGGGCACGCCCAGUUCGCCGCAGUGUGGCUUCAGUCGUCAGCUGGUUGGCAUCCUGCGCGAGGGGAGCGUCAAGUACGGUUUCUUCAACAUCCUGGCCGAUGAGGACGUACGACAGGGUUUGAAGGAGUUUGCUGAGUGGCCGACUUUCCCCCAGCUGUGGAUGAAUGGGGAGUUGGUGGGUGGAUUGGAUAUUGUCCGCGAAGAGCUCAACAACGACCCCGACUUCUUCCGGGAAUUCUCGGUCAACAAGGCCCCCGCCGCUGCGUGAGUGCCUCGGCGCUGUCUACGUGAUCGUCAAGUCGAUCGGUCUACUUUACUACUAUGUACAUAGCGAGAUGUCAUCUAAUCCGUUUCUUAUUUCAUGCACUGGCCUCUAACAUCUGUGUUCAUUGGGUGGAUAUUGUCAAACUUUCACUUCAAGGGUUGC
Molecule: messenger RNA, 1161 nt
Organism: Aspergillus candidus
Lineage: Eukaryota; Fungi; Ascomycota; Eurotiomycetes; Eurotiales; Aspergillaceae
Product: PICOT family protein
Exons: 2
Coding region: 181-1002 (273 amino acids)
Molecular function (GO): 2 iron, 2 sulfur cluster binding
Source: RefSeq, a predicted model, not a curated record